AUGGAUUCUGCAUUGCAUUCUGACAAUCAGAUUGGUUUGAAUGUUGGCGGUAAGAUCUACCUGACAACUCGGGACACCCUGACGCGGUACCCAAACAGUUUUUUUGCCAUCUUGCUAGACAGUGCUAUCCCUUCUGAUAAAGAUGCCCAAGGGAACUACCUGAUCGACCGGGAUGGCAAGAUAUUUCGCCAUGUGCUGAAUUUCAUGAGGUGUGGCGAACUUGUGCUACCACGUGGAUUUGAUGAGUUCGAUUUACUGGAACGUGAAGCCGACUUCUUUUUGCUCGAGGCGCUUAAAGAAGUGGCGCUAAGAAGAGAAGCUGCAGGUAGGUCGGUGGCCGGUAUGUCGGUGGGGAUUACGGUUGAAACGGUGCCCACUAAGAGCACGUAUAUGAUGACCAGAGAGGCGUUGAUGAGAGAAAAAGAAUCGUUCUUCACCGACAUGUUGGAUGGAGGGGAGCCAUUUCCUAGAGACAGACAAGGCAACUACGUCAUCAGUAGGAACAAUAGUCUCUUCCAUCAUGUUGUUGACUACCUAGUACGUGGAGGAAUCCUCAAUGACAUCACAUCGACAAGCAACUUGUCGGUCAUCGUGCCCGCUUAUCCAUCGAAAAGCUUUGGAAGGGAUAUCAAAUUGGUGAAGUCUAUGCUGGAGAAGUGGACCCUAAAAUAA
This is a messenger RNA of Strongylocentrotus purpuratus (purple sea urchin), 672 nucleotides long. Its product is annotated as BTB/POZ domain-containing protein KCTD21-like. Gene Ontology annotation, biological process: protein homooligomerization. Lineage: Eukaryota; Metazoa; Echinodermata; Echinoidea; Camarodonta; Strongylocentrotidae. The transcript has 2 exons. The record is from RefSeq and is a predicted model, not a curated record. Gene Ontology annotation, molecular function: protein binding. Bases 1 to 672 code for a protein of 223 amino acids.